CCUUUAUUAUUUUGUGACAAGCAAAGAAUUCUUUUAGUUUUUAAAGUAUUUUAAGAAGUAUCUCAAAAAUAAGUUUUUCCUUUAAAAUAGUUUUUUUUUGUGUUUAGUGACCUUUAAAAAUUUUUGGAUUAAAACAGUGCGCGGCAGACGCACGUCAACAAAAUAAAAUCAUUAAAAAACAAAUUUUUGACAGAAAUGGGAACUUUAAAGUUUUACCCUUUUCAUUCCACUAUUCAGCCGGUUUUUUGGAACUCUCUUGCACACAAAAAGUUAGAGGAACUGAAGCUUUCUGAAACUCCCUUGAAGGUCUGGGGUUCGUUUACUAACACUGACUCACCUAAGUCUGGCUUGAGUCCCCGGUUGUGCCUUGAGUGGGACGGAUUGGAAGAGAACGCCCCCAACUCCUGGACUCAGUUUGGAGUCAGAGGAGAGGUUGUAUUAUGCAACACAAUCGAAUCCUUCAAGAAAAUUGAUAAAAAUGCCUUUAUGCAAAGGUUGGGAGAACAGAUCUGGAAUAAGAUCGUUACUGGAGAGUUCUGGACUAAUCCGUCCCUGCUCUCCUCCUUCUCCGUUCUAAUGUUCGGAGAUCUAAAGAAGUUCCAGUUUUAUUACUGGUUUGCUUUCCCAGCCUUCAAUAUACCUUCAUCCAUCAGGUUAAGUUCCUGUUCUUCUGUGUCUGAAGUUCUAUCCGCAGAGCUGAUCCGUUCUAUAGCAACAGCAUCCUCACAGUUUAACAAAGAUUAUCCAAACACAUUAUACUCAGUUGUAAGGAUCGAGAAUGAGAAAAAAGUCUCGUUUUUACAGUUUUCUGAAUUACAACAUCUUAACAAGGAUUCUAACAGUGCUAGAAAUUUUAUUUGUGUAGCAGAUCCUAACAGUGGAGAUGAAAACCCAGGAUGGCCUUUGCGGAAUUUGGUUAUUGCAUUGUCUGCUUCGAAUACAAGGUCGAUUAAUUAUGUUGAUCUGAACUUGAAGCUGAUGAAGUGGAGACUAGUUCCUGAUCUUGAUUUAGAGAUCUUAAAACAAACCAAAUUCUUACUGCUUGGCUCAGGAACCCUUGGGUGUGGUGUUGCUCGAGGUUUACUAGGCUGGGGAGCAAGGAAUAUUACAUUUGUGGAUAAUGCAAAGGUGUCCUACAGUAACCCUGUCAGGCAGAGUUUGUAUGAGUUCUCAGAUUGUCUGGAUGGAGGAGCUAGUAAAGCUAAAGCAGCUGCUAAGAAAGUUGAACAAAUAUUUCCCGGAGUAAAGGCUGAAGGAAUUGAUCUCACAAUACCUAUGCCAGGACAUCCGAUUUCCGAUUCAACCGAGGCAAGUGUACAUGCCGCACAUGACACUUUGCACAAACUUAUCUCCGAGCAUCAAGUCGUCUUCCUUCUCAUGGACAGCAGAGAAUCAAGAUGGCUGCCAACUGUCAUGGCGGCCUGCCAUCCGGAGAAGAUUGUUAUCAACGCUGCUCUUGGAUUCGACACUUACCUUGUUAUGCGUCACGGAGUUAGACAUAUUGACACAGAGGCUCAAACUUUUGAUCUUAAAGAUUGUGUGCCAGGAACUCAUCUUGGUUGUUAUUUCUGCAACGAUAUUGUUGCCCCGGGAGACUCAAUGUCGGAUAGAACUCUAGAUAUGCAGUGCACUGUUACGAGGCCUGGAGCUAGUGCUACAGCUGCUGCCUUGGCGGUGGAAUUAGCUGUUUCCUGUCUAGAACAUCCUUUAGGCGGAGCUGCACCUUCUCAAUCCUCUUCACAGGAACAGCAUCAGGCUGCUGAAAGUGUUCUGGGAUUAGUUCCACAUACUAUCAGAGGUUCCCUUCACAGUUUCAACCAGUUCCUUCCCACCGGUUCAGCAUUCUCCCAGUGUACUGCAUGUAGUCCAACUGUAAUCAAGAUGUACAAGGAUGAAGGUUUUGAGUUGGUUAAGAAGGUUGGAACGUGUCCAAAAUAUCUUGAAGAUUCAACAGGACUCACUGAGCUUCUCAGUAACACAGACAUCAUGGAUAGUGUCAUAGGGCUCGACGAUGAUGAUACAUUUUCCAUGUCCAGUGAUUCCUAGUUCGUCCUUUUAUUUAGACAGUUCUAACUCUGUCCUGUUCAUUAAACAUCUUUUCAUUUUAUGCCGUCCUUCUUGUCUGUUAUGUUUAUUCUAUACAGUUCUUACUGUUUGACAAUCUGUCCUGUACAUUCAAAAGCUUUUCAUUUUAUGUCGUCCUUGUCUGUU
Molecule: messenger RNA, 2211 nt
Organism: Eurytemora carolleeae
Lineage: Eukaryota; Metazoa; Arthropoda; Copepoda; Calanoida; Temoridae
Gene: Atg7
Product: ubiquitin-like modifier-activating enzyme atg7
Exons: 21
Coding region: 196-2046 (616 amino acids)
Biological process (GO): piecemeal microautophagy of the nucleus; cellular response to nitrogen starvation; C-terminal protein lipidation
Cellular component (GO): phagophore assembly site; cytoplasm
Molecular function (GO): Atg8 activating enzyme activity; Atg12 activating enzyme activity
Source: RefSeq, a predicted model, not a curated record